Fusarium musae is the source of this 780-nucleotide messenger RNA. RefSeq lists its product as uncharacterized. The record is from RefSeq and is a predicted model, not a curated record. Gene Ontology annotation, molecular function: hydrolase activity, acting on ester bonds. Bases 1 to 780 code for a protein of 259 amino acids. The transcript has a single exon. NCBI's taxonomy places the organism in Eukaryota, Fungi, Ascomycota, Sordariomycetes, Hypocreales, Nectriaceae.
AUGUGGAUUAGGUAUAUCGUCGAUGGAAAUGCCUACUUCUUUACUGCGACGGAUAUCGCAAGGAGAUUGGAGUUCACGCAUCAGACGAGAGCUGUAAUCGUGGCUGUUGGGUAUCCUAACAAGACCGGCGGUGUUUUUGACAAACGGAGAAACGGAGACUUGACACCGGAGUCCGGGGAUGGGGUUUAUGAUAUCCCGCCCGGGCCGGAUGGGAAACCAUCGCUUGGUCCUUUUGGCGGCGCGUCGGACUUUCUGGAUAUCAUCAAGAACGACAUCCAACCGUAUGUUGAGAGUACCCUCUUCCCGAAUGCAUCUCUGGGAACAGGUCCCAAAGCGCUCUUCGGCCAUUCCUACGGCGGCCUCUUCGCCCUCAACGCGCUAUUCACGAAGCCAGAGUAUUUCGACACAUUCAUCGCUGCGAGUCCGUCCAUCUGGUUCAACAAUUGCAGUAUUACUCGCAACCAGGAACAGCGCUUCAAUGAGCGCGACUGUCUAAGCGGUCGCGCGCCAAGAUUGCUUGUCAUGUUUGGUGGAGCGGAACAGACACUGGUUCAAUUGCCCGGUGAGUCAGAUGACAAGUUUGAGAAGAAACAAAAGGGCGCGACGCUGCGAAAGAUGAGGGAUAAUGCCCUGGCGUUGGUGGCGAGGAUGCAAGAGUCGCGUCAUUUGAGACAUGUCUGGUGCUGGGAGUUUGAGGGUGAGGAUCAUGGUUGCGCGGCACCGUGUGCGUUGCAGAGGGGGCUGUUGAGGUUUCUCAUGGAUCAACGUGCGGGGCAGUAA